AUGGCAUUCGCAGCCGCGCCAACGGGUGCGCCAGACCGCCAACGCUCGCCCGUCGGCCUCACCCUCAACCUCUCCUCCAACAACCCUUUCCGCAACCGCACCACCUCGCCUUCACCGCGCAACAGCCCCUUUCUCGAGUCGCCUGCGAAACCACCGCGCCCAGUCUCCACCAAUCCAUUCCUCGACGACAGCGAAAUGACCUUUGGUCCGACCAACCCACGUGCUAACAACAACACAACGGCACUGCCAGAAGAUCUGUUUAACGAACUGUCUCUGCUCGAGCGACCAGUGUCCAACGGAGCAACAACCACUUCCAACGGAGGCCCCCACCGUGCAGGUACUCUCCCACCACAGGCAAACCGUCCCCAGGGCCCAGACCCACGUCGAGCACCACCACGUCCACCGCGUGGUCCACCGAGCCCCGUUAAGCGCGAGUUCAACCCACCCCCACAAAAGCAACGCCGAGCUUCAGAGUCCUCAGUCAUGGAGAAGGAUAGGCGUCCACGCGUGGAGCGUGAUAGAGGGGAGCGUCCAGAGCGGACGGAGUCUGAGGAGAGACGUCGGCGUGAGAGGAGACGCGAGCGUGAGGAGCGUCAUCGCAGAGAGAAGGAAAAGGUUAGGAAUGGCGAGAAGCGACCACGCAAGCCGCAAGGUCUGGACAUUAUCGACAAGCUGGACGUGACGGGCAUAUACGGUCAAGGACUAUUCCACCACGAUGGCCCGUUCGAUGCCUGCAACCCACAUCGCAAUGUGAGGAAGGAUCGCAAAGCACCAAUGCAGGCAUUCCCAGCAGAUUCGGCCAACAUGCAACUCGGCGGUGCUGGCCCAUUGCGAUCAAGACUGGAUCUGGACAAGUUCCACGGUCGUGGUGAGGAGGGAUUUUCAGAGUAUGCCGCGACGAGAAAGGCCGACACGAACAUCGUCGAUCCUCUGCAGCGUGCUGAGCCUGUACAUGGUGAGGAGACAUACGGCUUGGGUACUUCCACAUUCCUCGAAGGUGCACCUGCUAGCAAGAAUGCACUGCAACGUCGAGACUCUGAGGACCCGGCCUUGGGCAAUGGUGUUGGAGGUGGAUUGUCACGCAAGAAGUCGCUUGCUCAGCGUUUCCGCGGCAUGUCCAACUCGCGACGAAACGGACCACCAGAUUACAGGAGCCCUGAGGCGCGGUAUGCAGAUGACUUGGAAAGCCCACAGGCACAGAUCAAAUCAGUCAGUGCCGGUGGACCAGUCCAAGCCAAGUACAGAAAGGAAGACGAGAUCAAUCCAUUCGACAACGACUACGAAGCAGCUUUCGAGAAGAAGGGAACACAGAUUAGAAUCGCAGAGCAGGAGAAGCCAUACCCUGGCAGAGCCCGAGCACCCAGCAACCCACAGCAGGGGGUGGCACUUACCAGAAGUAGGACUUCUGACGGCAACGUUCCAACCCAUGGUCGUGGUAGCAGCAACGAGGAAGACCGCCCCAGUGGUAGUGGUGGAGGCUUCUUGAACAGGAUGAGGUCACUCAAGGGCGGUCCACGUCGCAAGAAUGAUGCAUAG
Zasmidium cellare ATCC 36951 is the source of this 1536-nucleotide messenger RNA. RefSeq lists its product as uncharacterized. NCBI's taxonomy places the organism in Eukaryota, Fungi, Ascomycota, Dothideomycetes, Mycosphaerellales, Mycosphaerellaceae. The record is from RefSeq and is a predicted model, not a curated record. Gene Ontology annotation, cellular component: cytoplasm. Bases 1 to 1536 code for a protein of 511 amino acids. The transcript has 5 exons.